Messenger RNA from Penicillium salamii, 771 nucleotides. Lineage: Eukaryota; Fungi; Ascomycota; Eurotiomycetes; Eurotiales; Aspergillaceae. The record is from the annotation of a GenBank genome assembly.
AUGGCUUUCGAACCGUCACUAUCCACUAGUGGCAUGCGCCCGCCGCUUGCUUCGGCUGAUGCACCGUCGAUGGCAGACUCACUGCCUAGCAUCAACUUUGGGUUUGAGGACCUACGCAACAGCAUGGCUCAAUUUACAGUCAAGUUCGAUGCAUUCAUUGAGCGCGGGCGGAAACGAGUUUUGGAGGAGCGCAAUCAGUUUCACAUUAAUCUGGCUGAAUAUGAAGAGGACGAACGUAUGCGCCAGCGUGAUAUCGAAAUCCUCAACCUGAAAUCCCAAACCCAUGAUCAGACUCUCCAGAAGGAAGCGGCCGAGGCGGCAGAAAUGCACGCAGCGAUCUCACAGAUUACCCUGGAGCGGGACACUCGCCUUACCAAACGUGACCGGCUGAAGCAGCAGAUCGCUGAGACCCAAAAGGCGAUUUCUCAGAAAUUGGAAGCACAGAAAGCACACGCUCAAAGUUUGGACGCACAGUCCCGUCUCAACUUCCCAGAAUUGGAGUUUUGGCAGGAUUAUCUUUGUAUUCGGAUCGAGGGCGCGGGGCGAGAGGACAGACUCAAGUUUGUCUAUAGUCAUCUUCUUGAGAAGGACUGGGAGGCCGAAGCUUGGUUUGAACUUGGUACUGCCAGUCGUGACUACGAAGUGUUCCGUUCGCGCCCUAAACUUGACCAAGAUGCGCUGGAACAUGUCGUUGAUCUUGUCAACGAUGAUCGGGACUUUGGAGCGUUCUUGAAGCGCAUGCGCAAAUUGUUUGUCGAUGCAAUGAACUAG